AUGUCUUUCCCAGGAGAAGAAGUUGACAGACAGCUGUGCAGAGACGCCAUCUUCCCCAUCCCUGUUGCCUGCGAUGCCCCGUGCCCCAAGGACUGUGUGCUCAGCACGUGGUCUGCAUGGUCGUCCUGCUCCCACACCUGCUCGGGGAAAACCACAGAAGGGAAACAGAUACGAGCACGGUCCAUCCUGGCCUAUGCAGGAGAGGAAGGUGGAGCUCAGUGUCCAAAUAGCAGUGCUUUGCAAGAGGUGCGCAGCUGUAACGAGCAUCCCUGUACUGUGUACCACUGGCAAACUGGUCCCUGGGGCCAGUGCAUCGAGGACACCUCAGUUUCAUCCUUCAACACAACUACAACUUGGAACGGGGAGGCCUCUUGCUCUGUUGGCAUGCAGACAAGAAAAGUCAUCUGUGUGCGGGUCAAUGUUGGCCAAGUGGGACCCAAAAAGUGUCCUGAAAGCCUUCGACCUGAAACAGUGAAGCCCUGUCUGCUUCCUUGUAGGAAGGACUGUAUCGUGACGCCAUACAGUGACUGGACAUCAUGCCCUUCCUCAUGUAAAGAAGGGGACUCCGGAAUCAGGAAGCAGACUCGGCACCGGGUCAUCAUUCAGCUGCCAGCCAAUGGAGGCAAGGACUGCACGGAUCCUCUCUAUGAAGAGAAGGCCUGCGAGGCCCCUCAGGUGUGCCAAAGCUACAGGUGGAAGACUCACAAAUGGCGCAGGUGCCAGUUAGUCCCUUGGAGCGUGCAACAGGACAGCCCUGGAGCACAGGAGGGCUGUGGGCCCGGACGGCAGGCAAGAGCCAUUACUUGUCGAAAGCAAGAUGGUGGACAGGCUGGUAUCCAUGAGUGUCUCCGGUAUGCAGGCCCCGUGCCAGCCCUCACCCAAGCCUGCCAGAUUCCUUGCCAAGAUGACUGUCAGUUUACCAGCUGGUCCAAGUUUUCUUCUUGCAGUGGAGACUGUGGUGCAGUUAGGACCAGAAAGCGCACCAUUGUUGGAAAAAGUAAAAAGAAGGAAAAAUGUAAAAAUUCUCAUUUGUACCCCCUGAUUGAGACGCAGUAUUGUCCCUGUGACAAGUAUAAUGCACAGCCUGUGGGGAACUGGUCAGACUGCAUUUUGCCAGAGGGGAAAGUGGAAGUGUUGCUGGGAAUGAAGGUACAAGGAGACAUCAAGGAAUGUGGUCAAGGAUAUCGUUACCAAGCAAUGGCAUGCUACGAUCAAAAUGGCAGGCUCGUGGAGACAUCCAGAUGUAACAGCCACGGUUACAUUGAAGAGGCCUGCAUCAUCCCCUGCCCCUCAGACUGCAAGCUCAGUGAGUGGUCCAAUUGGUCACGCUGCAGCAAGUCCUGUGGGAGUGGCGUGAAGGUUCGGUCUAAAUGGCUGCGUGAAAAACCCUAUAAUGGAGGAAGACCAUGCCCGAAACUGGACCAUGUCAACCAGGCCCAGGUGUAUGAGGUCGUCCCUUGCCACAGUGACUGCAGCCAGUACGUAUGGGUUACAGAGCCAUGGAGCAUCUGCAAGGUGACCUUUGUGAACAUGCGGGACAACUGUGGAGAGGGCGUGCAAACCCGAAAAGUGAGAUGCAUGCAGAACACGGCGGAUGGCCCUUCUGACCAUGUAGAGGAUUACCUCUGUGACCCAGAAGAGAUGCCUCUGGGCUCUAGAGAGUGCAAAUUACCAUGUCCCGAGGAUUGUGUGAUAACUGAAUGGGGUCCGUGGACCCGAUGCACUUUGCCUUGCAAUCAAAACAGUUUCCGGCAAAGGUCAGCUGAUCCCAUCAGACAACCUGCUGAUGAAGGAAGAGCCUGCCCUGAUGCUGUUGAGAAGGAACCCUGUAACCUGAACAAAAACUGCUUCCACUAUGAUUAUAAUGUAACAGACUGGAGUACGUGCCAGCUGAGUGAGAAGGCAGUUUGUGGAAAUGGCAUGAAAACGAGGAUGCUGGAUUGUGUUCGAAGUGAUGGCAAGUCGGUUAACCUGAAAUAUUGUGAAGAGCUCGGCCUGGAGAAGAACUGGCAGAUGAACACGUCCUGCAUGGUGGAAUGUCCUGUGAACUGUCAGCUUUCUGACUGGUCUCCUUGGUCAGAAUGUUCUCAAACAUGUGGCCUCACAGGAAAAAUGAUCCGAAGAAGAACAGUAACCCAGCCCUUUCAGGGUGAUGGAAGACCAUGCCCUGCCCUGAUGGAACAGUCUAAGCCUUGCCCAGUGAAGCCCUGUUAUCGGUGGCAAUACAGCCAGUGGUCUGCAUGCCAAGUGCAGGAUGCCCAGUGUGGCGAAGGGACCAGAACAAGGAAUAUUUCUUGUGUAGUGAGUGAUGGGUCAGCUGAUGAUUUCAGCAAGGUAGUGGAUGAAGAAUUCUGUACUGAUAUCGAACCCAUUAUAGAUGGUAAUAAAAAAGUGGUUCUUGAGGAAACCUGCACCCAGCCUUGCCCAGGUGACUGUUAUUUGAAGGAGUGGUCUUCCUGGAGCAUGUGUCAGCUGACCUGUGUGAAUGGUGAGGACCUAGGUUUUGGUGGAAUACAGGUCCGUUCCAGAGCAGUGAUUAUACAAGAGCUAGAGAAUCAACAUCUGUGCCCAGAGCAGACGUUAGAAACAAAAUCAUGUGAUGAUGGACAGUGUUACGAGUAUAAAUGGAUGGCUAGUGCUUGGAAGGGCUCUUCCCGAACAGUCUGGUGUCAGAGAUCAGAUGGUAUAAAUGUAACAGAUGGGAGACUAAAGACCUGGGUUUAUGGUGUAGCAGCUGGGGCAUUUGUGUUACUCAUCUUCAUUGUCUCCAUGAUAUAUCUAGCUUGCAAAAAGCCAAAGAAACCCCAAAGAAGGCAAAACAACCGACUGAAACCUUUAACCUUAGCCUACGAUGGAGAUGCAGACAUGUAAACGUAACUUAUCCUGCAACAACCAGUCUCAGCUUUCUACCUUUGCUGUAGAUAUCCAGAGGUCACAAAGCUAUUCAAACUGUAUGGAUUAAAAUACAUUGUAACUUCUUAAAAGAUCAUCAUUAAGAGUGAAAAAUCACAGUGUCACUGGAGAUAUCAAGACAGUACCACUUACAUAGAAACCAUCAGCCUUGAGAAUUCUAGGAGAUAUAGUUGAAUACAUGCUGCAUUCUGAGAGUUUCAUGUGAUCUUUCUGAAAUCUACCAACUGAUAAUUCACUUUCAUCUCUAAAAAUACGGUGGUGGGAUUGGCCAGUUAGGAUGCCUGAUGCAAGCCUCUGUCUGCAGUUAACCAUAGUAACAUUUUCGCAUGAAGAGUUUAUACCAAGAUCUCUACACUACUAUAGUCAAACAUAACAACAUGUAUACUCAAUUGAUGAUACACAUUAUGUCAGAUUAUGUACUUGUUAAUAAGCAAUUUUAACGGUGAAUAAAGAUAAACUCUAAACUGAGCAGAAAACCCACUGAAUAAAUUCAGCAUCCUGGUGAUUGAUGAUAGUUUCAUUGACCUGCAUUUCAGAGGCAAAGACCCUUUUAUAAGACUUAAUUCUUGUCUCUCUCCAAACUACAAAUGCUGGACAGGUACUAGUACCUUAGAAGAGUCCUCAAGUUCAGUAUUUUAUAGUGGUUAUUGUCUGGAAAACUAAUUUGCUUGUGUUAAUACAGUAUGUUUCUACUUUCUCUAAUUUUCAAACUGGUUGCCUGCAUCUUUUUUGCUAUAUGGAAGGCACAUUUUUGCACUAUAUUAGUGCAGCAUGAUAGGCACUUAACCAGUAUUGCCAUAGAAACUGCCUCUUUUCAUAUGGGAUGAAGACAUCUGUGCUCAGAGUGUCAAGGAGACAUUUACAAGUUCUUGUGUCCUAAAGAGAGUAAAGUUCAGUUGGGAUGGCGACAGAAUGGAAUUAGCUAUUACAUCUGCUGCACACUUCCUCAUCACUGCAGCCAUUGUGAAAUCAACAACAUGGCGGUAAUUUAAGUGUUUAAAUCCCGAACUCACUAACCCUCCAAAAGAUGGAUCCCUCUAGUUGGUUUUUAAUUGUACUUUGAAGGCUGUUUAUGACUAGAUUUUUAUACUUGUUAUCUUUGUUAAAAAAA
Messenger RNA from Aethalodelphis obliquidens (Pacific white-sided dolphin), 4024 nucleotides. RefSeq names its product thrombospondin type 1 domain containing 7A (gene THSD7A). Bases 1 to 2871 code for a protein of 956 amino acids. Gene Ontology annotation, cellular component: plasma membrane. NCBI's taxonomy places the organism in Eukaryota, Metazoa, Chordata, Mammalia, Artiodactyla, Delphinidae. Gene Ontology annotation, biological process: actin cytoskeleton organization. The record is from RefSeq and is a predicted model, not a curated record. The transcript has 20 exons.